Molecule: messenger RNA, 1559 nt
Organism: Carica papaya (papaya)
Lineage: Eukaryota; Viridiplantae; Streptophyta; Magnoliopsida; Brassicales; Caricaceae
Source: RefSeq, a predicted model, not a curated record
UUAUAUGAUAAAAGAGAAAAGGAGUGAAUAUGGAGACAAAGAGAGCCAGAGAUGGAGCCCUUAUCAAUAUGUAGAGAGAACAGGGUCCGUGAUCCCCACUGCUUCGUUGGCGGGAAAGGAGGUUAGCGUCGAAGAAAUUCGGUCUGCCGCUGCGUCUUCUGGCCAUCAUCCACCUUCUCUCUAUCCCGUGAUCAGCUCGCCGGAGCCGGAUCCCAAUGAGCAAGCCAUUUUUUAUCAAGGUGUUUAUGGGGCUGAUUAUGGUGGAAGGACCAGUGAAUUUCAAAGGCAAAUAUUGGAUGAGGUAGAGAUGCGAGAGUUAUUGAUUGAUCAUGUUGGUCACCGUUGCUGUUGGGGAAGUCGGCCUGCCCGGACAUGGAAGAUUCAUGCGAUUGAGGACUGCAAUGUUUAUGUGGGAACUCUAGAAACUUUUGUAGAGGAAAGGGAAACUAUCAAAGAAACAGAACCUCACCUUGGUGGAGAUAUUGAUGGAAAGGAUCGAGGACCUGAAUGUGGCAUUUGGGAACUGGACUUGAAGUCACAGGCCCCUGUUCUAUUCGUACCUCAUAAAGAAAUCCGAGUAAAGAUCCCUCAUUCUGAAAUACUUGAAAAAUGCGGAGGCUGUGCAGGAAGAGGAAGCACUAUCUGCCCCACAUGCAAUGCAGAUCAAGAACCGGGAUAUUACAAGGAAAAUCAAAUGAUUCCAUGCUCUGCUUGCUAUGGAAGAGGUUUGAUUGCACAUAGAGAUGGAUCAGACACAAUAUGCUCUAAAUGUGGUGGAAAAGGGAAGAUUCCUUGUGCAACAUGUGGAUCUCGUGGGUUGAUGAAAUGUGAAGCAUGCCAUGAAAGUGGUUCUGUUUUGACACGCAGUGUUGCUGUUGUUAGAUGGAGAACACUUUCAACUCGAAAAGUAAGUGCUACCAGUGGAGCAGCAUCGGUUCCAGAUGAGGUUUUCCAUAGAGCCAAAGGAGUCCAAUUGUGCAACACUCAGGCAUAUCAAUGCACACCAGCCUUUUUUGCAGAUUCGUUCUUCCUGAACAAAUUUUCUUCAGAAGUUAUUGCAGAUAGGGCCAAUGUACCUUCCACUGCCAGGGUCAUAUGUGAGAGACACAUCAUCUCUGUUGUGCCGGUUACACGCGUCACUAUGGCUCAUCGUGAUCGAUCCUUCAGUUUCUAUAUCAUUGGUUUCAGCCGGGAGGUUUACUUAAAAGACUACUACCCUUCACGGUUUUGUUGGGGUUUAUGCCCUUGCCUCGAAUGGUUGAAGCUGUAGCAGGCAAGUUUUGGCCUUUUAAGGAUUGGGUGCAUAAUUAAUUUGCCAGUCAGAUUUGGAAGACAGUUUCACUUGCUUUGUUUUUGCUUUUUUCUUCAUUCCUUUCUUUUCUGUUAGUCGAUCGGGUUUAUCAAUUACUUGUGAAUGAAUGCAUUAGAUCAAAGAGUAAAUUAGAUGAUUCUCAAGUGAUUGGAAAGUGUUGCAUUGCAUAUGGAUUUUUGGCCCAGUUGGAUUAGAGAAUGUCAAAUGCCCAUCAAAAUCCUUUGUGAAGGUUGUGCGCUAUUUAACC